AUGCAUGAGUCUUACCAGGACGGUGCUGUCUUCACUCAUUCUUCCAAGAAGGCGUCGAGUUGCUCGAAGAGUUCGAUCCCUUCGUCCGCACCACACAGGCUUAUUAUGAACGCGCCGGGAUUCGAUUUUAUCCGGUUCCGGGCAAUCGAUCUCAUUCACUUCCGCCUGGCACCGUUCUUCCGGGACACGGCCGAUUUUAUUGACGAGGCCCUGUCUUCCGGUGGAAAGGUUAUAGUACAUUGCAAGCAAGGGAUCAGCAGAUCAUCGACGCUGGUCGUGGCAUUCUUGAUGCUCAAACGAGGCAUGGCUACGCAAGAGGCCCUUACAAUUAUCAGAUCGAAGAGAGAAGUUAUGCCGAAUGAAGGAUUUCUGCAACAUCUUCGCGACUUGAACGAACGACUGUCGCGAGAACGGAACUAAAAGCGUUCGAGGACUAC
Notodromas monacha is the source of this 437-nucleotide messenger RNA. NCBI's taxonomy places the organism in Eukaryota, Metazoa, Arthropoda, Ostracoda, Podocopida, Cyprididae. The record is from the annotation of a GenBank genome assembly.